This is a messenger RNA of Umbelopsis ramanniana AG, 1026 nucleotides long. RefSeq lists its product as uncharacterized. The transcript is spliced from 7 exons. The coding region runs from base 1 to 1026 and encodes 341 amino acids. The record is from RefSeq and is a predicted model, not a curated record. NCBI's taxonomy places the organism in Eukaryota, Fungi, Mucoromycota, Umbelopsidomycetes, Umbelopsidales, Umbelopsidaceae. Gene Ontology annotation, cellular component: nucleus. Gene Ontology annotation, biological process: base-excision repair; base-excision repair, AP site formation; nucleotide-excision repair. Gene Ontology annotation, molecular function: oxidized pyrimidine nucleobase lesion DNA N-glycosylase activity; 4 iron, 4 sulfur cluster binding; DNA binding.
AUGGCUGGCAGGAGACAAUCAUCGCGUUUAAGUAAACAGACGCUUAGCACCGUCUCAGAGCCAAAAUCGAAGAUUAAACGAGAUCUUCUCUCGACCUACGCCUACAGCGACAAUCAAGUACAUUCUGCCUCACAUGUGUCUGAAUCCUCUCAAGUAAUCAAACAUGCGCGACCAAAAAGUACGAAAGUAAGCAAAUCGACAAACCCAGCAGGACCUCCAAACGACUGGAAAUCUGUCUAUGAAGUAAUUAAAGAAUAUAGAAAAAUUGCUUUGGCGCCAGUGGAUACCAUGGGUUGUGAACGGUUAUCAGAAGAAACAGUCGAUGAGAAGACUUCAAGGUAUCAGACAUUAACGUCAUUGAUGCUAUCGUCACAAACCAAAGAUGCCAUCACAGCUGCUGCUAUGCGUAAUCUUCAAUCGCAAAUUCCUGGUGGGCUGACUUUGGACAAUGUCAUAGCGUGCGACAAAGAUUUACUGCAUGAGUGUAUCAAGUCGGUUGGAUUUCACACGCGAAAAACAGAUUACAUCAAAGCGACUGCUGCAAUUUUGAAAGAGAAGUACAAUGGUGACAUUCCAGACACAAUCGAAGGCCUAAUCAGUCUUCCCGGAGUUGGACCGAAAAUGGGGUAUUUGACAUUACAGUGUGCCUGGAACAAAAAUAUUGGCAUUGGUGUGGAUGUUCAUGUACACCGCAUUUCAAAUCGAUUGGGAUGGGUCAAAACCGUUAAUGGAUCUCCUGAGGAUACGCGGAAGGCAUGUAUUGCUCUGGAAGCAUGGCUACCUAAGGAAUACUGGAAGGAGAUCAAUCCUCUGUUUGUUGGGUUUGGCCAAAUUACAUGUUUGCCUCGCGGCCCGCGCUGCAAUGCAUGCCCUGUCAACGAUCUUUGCCCGUCAGCAAAGCUGACAAGUACAAUUAAGAAGCGACGCUUGUCGAUCACCGUUCAAGAAGCACUUGAUAACAAAAGUGAUACCAGCAAGAAAGUCGUUAAAGAGGAAGAGGUCAUUGCAGAUCCGUUAAGCUGGUGA